ACAUGCGCACUGAAUUAAUCACAGCCAUUUUUUGCAGGAAACUAAUUAGCAGGAAUAAAGAUCCAAAGAGUUUUUUCUUUUCAAUCAUCAGAUCUCACUUUCACCUCUUCCUCGCUCCCUCUAACACAAGACUCAUCGCCUGCUUUGCAUCCAAAUUAUUUUUAUAUUGCCUUUAACAACUAAUAGUACCUACUUCGGUUUUUUACACUCCGCAACAACAAUGAUCUUUCUUUUGCCACCCUAAGCGCAAACUGACCAAAAGGGGACUGCCUUGAUGGGAUCUUUAGCUAAAUCAUCUCAAUACUGGAUUAAAAAGCGAGGAUCACAAAACGGCAGCGAGAAAUUGCCUGGAUGCGAUGAACGCCUCAUGUAGGCAUCAGCAUGGACAGCUGUGAGUCUCCUGUGGUUUCUGGGACAGACGAUGGGCUCGGCUCCUCCCAGCAGCAGCAACCACCACAGCCCUGGAACGAUCACUCUAGCUCACAGGUCCCUUGCACCAACCAGGACCCUUCGCUGGACCCCUUGUCUCUCUCUGCUCCGUACCCUUCUCAACUCAAAAACUCCAGUGCAACUCAUGACGGAGUGAGAGAACCACUGUCCCAGCAGCAGCAACCAAAACAGACAUCACCCGAGGCCCACCGUGAUAGCUCUGCCACAGGCCAGCUGCAUCCCAUAAGAGAGGGUCUUGAAGAAGAAGAGCAAGAGGGAAUAAGCUGUGGAGAAGAGGAAGAAUCUGAGGACUUAGAUGAAAUGGAGAUUGACAACUGUUUCCCUAGUCUUCAACCCUUUCCUGGGGUCUCAAUGGCAUCUGGGGGAGGGGGUAUGCCCACUCUUUUGCGGCAUCAGCCCACAAGACAGCAGGGAGCACCUGAGAGUGGGAGUGAUGAAGGAGAGGAGGAAGAAGAAGAGGAAAGUAGUGAUGUGGAGAACCUUGCUGGAGAGAUAGUGUACCAGCCAGAUGGCUCCGCCUACAUCGUAGAGAGCAUCAGUCAGUUGAUCCAAAGUGGUGGGGGCAUGGGCAGCCUGCUUCCCACAAACUCUCUCACCAGUGGGGGAAAACCGGGGGAUCCUGCUGGGACUUCAUCCUCGGUCUACCCUCACAUCAUCAACACGUUCCACAUAGCCUCGUCCUUCAGGAAGUGGUUUGGCAAUUCAGACCAAGGUUUCCCCAAUACCUCAACCAUGGCAGGUCUCAGCCCUGUCCUGCACAGUUUCCGUGUCUUUGAUGUGCGGCACAAAAGCAACAAGGAUUACCUGAACAGCGAUGGGUCUGCCAAGAAGUCCUGUGUAUCCAAAGAUGUUCCCAACAACGUGGAUUUCUCCAAAUUUGAUGGGCUAGCCCUAUAUGGCAAGGGUAAGCCCAUUCUCAUGUGUUUUCUCUGCAAGCUGUCCUUUGGCUAUGCCCGUUCCUUUGCCACUCAUGCCGUCCAUGAUCACCGGAUGACACUGUGUGAGGACGAACGGCAGCUGCUAGGGGACAAGCAAGCAUCUGCCAUCAUCCAGGGCAUUGGGAAGGACAAAGAGCCCCUCAUCAGUUUCCUGGAACCAAAAAAUAAGAGCACUUCUCUGCCACCAAACCUGCUCCCCAAUAACUCUGGCCAGAGCUUCUAUGGCACUUUUAGUGGUGUCCAUUUUGAGCCUGGAAGCAGCAGCAGAGGCAGAGAGAGCCUCCUCAACAAAGACUCUGACUCUGGUCCCAUCCAACAGCAGCAGCAGCAACAAAACCCACUAAGCUCAGUCCUCUCUCUUGGGGGGCUGAGCAUUCCCAAAGCAUCAACUCUUACCUCGUCCUCAGGCUCUGCCAAAGACUCCAGUGCCCUGCCCAAACAGGGAGGGAGAACAGAGGAGCCUGCUGGGAAAGAGUUGGCAUGCAAGGGAGAGGAUGGGGACACCAAGGGAAAUGAAAACAAGGCGCACUUAUCGAGCCAGAUUGGUUGCUCGGAAGAAGAAGAAGAAGAAGAAGAAGAACUGUUAUUAGGGCAGGAGGAAGAUGAGUUAGAGGCAGAAAGCACUGCAGUGGUCUGUGGUGGUAACAGUAGCAGCGGCAAGGGUGAAGCGGGGGAACAAGCUAUCUCAAACCAAAGCAUUUCCAAAUCUUCUUUAUUAAUGCCUAGUAGCGCUCUCCAGCCUUCUGCCUGCACCUCUGCGGUCAGUUCCACACUAAACAGCAAAGACCCUGCUUCCACUUCCUCCUCUGUUAAGAAAGAGGGUUCAGCUGCAGACAGUGGAGGGAGGACCUCAGAGCUCCCUCUGAGCUUUAACUGUCAGGGACCCACUGUUCCCAUGGCAGUGAGAAGGAGCGAAGACGACACUGCUGGCACUUCCUCCUCACCUCUGUCCUCCAAUGCUGCUGCUGAUGAAAGUGCCAAUCGAGAUAGUGCCACAGCUCCAGAACCAAAUGAUUGCUCAGCAGAGGGAGAGGAGGAAAAUGGAGCCCUUCUGCACCAUCACCACAUGCACCACCAUCAUCAUCUCCUCCACCCAUCAUCUCAAGGUCACUCGCACCUCUUCCCGGGAGGCUCCUGUGACUUAACAGGGAUGGGCGAGUGUUCCCAGAACCAUGGGCCUGGUGGCAGCGGAAGUGGGGUAGAAUGCCCUAAAUGUGACACCGUUCUGGGUUCUUCACGCUCCUUGGGUGGACACAUGACCAUGAUGCAUUCACGCAACUCAUGCAAGACACUGAAGUGUCCGAAAUGCAACUGGCAUUACAAGUACCAGCAGACAUUGGAGGCACACAUGAAAGAGAAACACCCCGACUCUGGAGGUACCUGUUCGUACUGCACAAGUGGUCAGAGCCACCCUCGUCUGGCUCGUGGAGAAAGCUAUACCUGUGGAUACAAGCCCUUCCGUUGUGAGGUUUGUAACUACUCAACCACCACAAAGGGCAACUUAAGCAUCCAUAUGCAGUCGGACAAGCACUUGAACAACAUGCAGACACUACAGAAUGGAGGUACCAUUGGAUCUGCACAGGAGCAGGUAUUCGGACAUACCCCAGGUGGAGUGGUUGCAGUCCCCUCAGUGACCCAGUCCAGUAGCCAUCACCCUCCACACCACCAUCCAACACAGUCCUCCACGCAUAUGGCUGGACCGUGUGGGGCCCCUUCCCCGACCAAGCCCAAGAGCAAACCCACUUGGCGGUGUGAGGUAUGUGACUACGAGACCAAUGUGGCACGGAAUCUGCGUAUCCACAUGACCAGCGAGAAGCACAUGCACAAUAUGAUGCUACUCCAACAGAAUGUCACUCAGAUGCAGCAUGGACGACUUGGCUUGGGAGCCAUGCCUUCACCAUCUGAAGCUGAGCUAUACCAAUAUUACCUGGCCCAAAACAUGAGCCUUCCACCAGGCCUCAAGAUAGACCCAGCUGGAGCUGAGGCCCAGUUCCUGAUGGGGAGUUUUCACAUUGAUCCCAACAUGGCUGCCCUGGCCCCUGCACUUGUAGGUGGGGAGAUCCCUAUGGAUGUGCGGCUGGGCAGCGGGCAGUUGGUGUCCGAAGAACUGAUGACCCUGGGAGAAAGUCUAUCACAAACCAGUGACCCCUCCCUCAAGCUCUUUCAGUGCGCUGUAUGCAACCGCUUCACCACUGACAACCUGGAUGUGCUUGGCAUGCAUAUGGGAGCUGAACGCAGCCUACCGGAGGAAGAAUGGCGUGCUGUGGUGGGUGACUCUCACCAGUGCAAGUUGUGCCACUACACCACUCAGCUCAAAGCAAACUUCCAGCUGCACUGCAAGACAGACAAGCAUGUGCAAAAGUACCAGCUUGUGGCCCACAUCAAAGAAGGGGGCAAAGGCAAUGAAUGGCGUCUGAAAUGUGUGGCCAUAGGCAACCCAGUGCACCUGAAGUGUAACGCCUGCGACUACUACACUAACAGCCUGGAAAAGCUGAGGAUGCACACUGUCAACACCCGUCAUGAGGCGAGCCUCAAACUCUACAAGCACCUGCAGCAUCACGAAAACGCUGUGGAGGGUGAUGCCUGCUACUACCAUUGUGUGCUGUGUAACUACUCAACCAAGGCCAAGCUCAACCUGAUCCAGCAUGUGCGCUCCAUGAAGCACCAGCGCAGUGAGAGCCUCAGGAAGCUGCAGCGCUUGCAGAAGGGCCUGCCGGAGGAGGAGGAGGACCUCAGCUCCAUCUUCACCAUACGCAAAUGCUCUUCUUCAGAUACAGGAGAGCUGAGUGAGGAUGUGGAGGCUGCUAGUGAGACCACCACAGACCAGGAGGACCAAACCAAAGACAGAGAAAGUGGGGGGGAGAAGGAGCUCACCAAAGGGACAGCAGUGUCUGGCCACUCGGAGCGACACCAGUCAGAUUCCCCGGUCCCCUCCAAAAGGCCCUCUUCUCGGUCGGAGACCUCGGAGAGCCCUCUUUCCUCAAAGCGUCCCAGGACAGCUGAGAAGAGUGCUGCGGAGCAGAUGUACCAGUGUCCCUACUGCAAGUUCACCAACACGGACUUGAAUCGUCUAAGAAUGCACGUGAUGACGCAGCACUCUGUCCAGCCAAUGUUACGUUGCCCAUUAUGCCAGGACAUGCUCAACAACAAGGUCCACCUGCAGUUCCACCUGACACACCUCCACAGCGUGGCCCCUGACUGUGUGGAGAAGCUUAUUGCCUCAGUAACAGCAUCUGAAGUACUGCCAGCCAGCAUGUUCAUACCUGUACCAAGUCCAGAGAGAGAGUCCCAAAGCACCCCUCAUGCUACAGCCAACUCUAACUCUGAAGAUAUAAAGAAGCAAACUGAUGCAUCAGAAGCUGAUCCAGAGAAGGGGAUGUCACUCCCAACAGAAACAGCUGAAUCUCAAAAGUCACCUCUGGAAGAUCAGCAGUCAGAGAGGGAUGAUGCCACAGGAUUUCUGUGCUGGAAGAAAGGCUGUAAUCAAGUGUUUAAAUCCUCCAACUCCCUCCAGAUGCACUUCAAUGAGGUUCACAACAAAAGGCCCCAGUUGCCUGUUUCAGAACGCCAUGUCUACAAGUAUCGCUGUAACCAAUGCAGCCUGGCCUUCAAGACUGUGGAGAAACUACAGCUCCAUUCACAGUACCAUGUGAUCAGGGCAGCCACCAUGUGCUGUCUCUGCCAGCGAAGCUUCAGAACACUCCAGGCCUUGAAGAAACAUCUAGAGACUAGCCAUCUGGAGCUGAGUGAAGCUGAUAUCCAGCAGCUUUAUGGGGGCUUAUUGAUGAAUGGUGACAUUAUGGUAAUGGGUGACCCAUCCCUUGGUGAGGAGCAUGGAAGUCUUGGAGAAGAUGACAAAGAGGGAGAUGAAAGUGACCAAGAAGAUAAACAAAGCCCAACAGGCAGUGAUUCUGGUUCACUGCUGGAAGAUUCUGGAUCUGAACCUAAACGUGCAUUGCCAUUCAGAAAGGGCCCCAACUUCACCAUGGAGAAGUUCUUGGAUCCAUCUCGUCCUUUCAAGUGCACUGUAUGCAAAGAGUCUUUUACACAGAAGAACAUUCUUCUGGUUCACUAUAACUCUGUCUCCCACCUUCACAAGGUGAAAAGGGCUCUUCAGGAGUCCACUACUGGACAGCCGGAGCCCACCAGCAGCCCUGACAACAAGCCAUUCAAGUGCAGCACUUGUAAUGUGGCGUAUAGCCAGAGUUCCACUCUGGAGAUCCACAUGCGCUCUGUUCUACACCAGACCAAAGCUAGGGCAGCCAAACUUGAAGCAGCAGGGGGGAUUCCUAGCUCUGCAAGUGCUACUAGUUUAGGCGGCGGGGGGUCCAGCAUCAGCACUUCAACAUCUAGUCCAAGCCCAGCUAGUAACUCAACUACUAGCUCUACCAAUCACAGUUCUGCUGCAUCUCAAAUAGCUCACAGUAUGCUUGGAUUAAACAAUAUUAUCCAGGGUCAUAUCAAUGAGAGCAUGGGGAAUUCUUCAGCGAGCUGCCAUUCCUCAACAUCGGAGAACCAUGAAGUAAAAAAGUCAAAGUUUUCUGACAUGCUUUCUGCUAGGGGGCAGCAACAGCAGCAGCAACAGCAGCAACAGCAGCAACAGCAACAACAGCAACAACAGCAACAACAGCAACAGCAACAACAACAGCAACAGCAACAGCAACAACAACAGCAACAGCAACAACAGCAACAACAACAGCUUCAGCAACAACAGCAAUUGGCCCAGGCUCAAGCCCAAGCUCAAGCCCAGCUUCAACAAGAGCUCCAGCAGCAGGCUGCUAUUUUACAAUCACAGCUAUUCAACCCAGCACUUCUGCAGCACUUCCCAAUGACAGCUGAAGCACUUCUCCCCCUGCAACAGCAGCAGUUGCUAUUCCCUUUCUACAUCCCUGGUGCAGAAUUUCAGCUGAACCCAGAGAUCAGCCUCAGUAACGCAGCGCUUGGUCUAGCAGGUUCCUCCACCUCCUCCUUGCUGGAAGAUCUAAAAAACUCGGCCCAGCAGGCCCAGCAAAGUUGCUUGCAGCAGCAAUUGAUGCAUCACCACAUGCAGCAGCAACAUCAACAACAGCAGCAGCAGCAACAACAGCAGCAACAACAACAGCAGCAGGCUCAGGGGCAGAUGGCUUUGUUGCAACAGAGUGCAGCUCUGCUCCAUCAGGCUGAAAAAAAGCAGAGACUUUCCAACUUACAGAAUGAGAGAGAAAGAGAACUACAAAGAGAAAGGGCCACAAAUGAAAAAAAUGAAGAAUAUGUUAACAAAGAUUCUACAGACAGUAAGUCAAGAGAGAAGAAGGACAUGCAACAUAUUGCUUUAAACAUGAACCAUGAUACUGGCUUGCCUCCUCCAAGGAUUGCUUCAGAUGCUCGUGGAAAUGCUACCAAAGCUCUGCUGGAAAAUUUUGGUUUUGAGUUAGUUAUUCAGUACAAUGAAAAUAAACAGAAAGCUCAGAAAAAGACAGCUGGACCUACAGGAUCAAGUGGUCCAGGUGGGAUAACAAGAGUGGUGGACCCCAUUGAGGGAUUAGAGAAACUGGAAUGUGAAGCCUGUGGCAAGCUGUUUUCAAACAUUCUGAUUCUGAAGAGUCACCAGGAGCAUAUCCACCAGGCUUUCUUUCCCUUUCGAUCCCUGGAGAGAUUUGCUAAGGAGUACAGAGAACAAUAUGAUAAACUCUAUCCACUGAGACCCCCUACACCAGAGGCUGCUCCGGCUCCUCCACAGCCUCCUCCUCCUCCACCUCCUCCCCCCCAAAGAGCUCCAACACCAAAUAUUCCUGUCUCUGCUGCCUCACUUACACCUCCAACUGUAUCUAACCCGCAGCCGCAAGUUCAAAUGGCACAAAUUCCCAUGCCAAUGGAUUUGCCACUCUUCUCACCACUUAUGAUGCAGUCCAUGUCUCUCCAGUCAUUGCCUCCACAGCUACAAUCUGUCGAGCCAAGCCUGGCAUCAGACCUGGCCCAGCUCUAUCAACAGCAGCUUACACCAGCCAUGCUGCAGCAGCAGCAGAACAAGAGGCCGCGGACACGCAUUACAGAUGACCAGCUUAGGGUCCUGCGACAAUACUUUGAUAUCAACAAUUCGCCAAAUGAGGAACAGAUUAAAGAGAUGGCAGACAAGUCAGGGCUUCCACAAAAAGUCAUAAAGCACUGGUUCAGGAACACCCUUUUUAAAGAACGACAGCGUAACAAAGACUCGCCAUACAAUUUCAAUAAUCCACCAACAACAACAUUAGAAGAAACCAAAAUUGACUCUAAACCUCCUUCCCCUGAACCUUUGAAACAAGAAUAUUAUGGAAGCAAGAGAUCCUCCAGGACUAGGUUUACUGACUACCAGCUAAGAGUGCUACAAGACUUCUUUGAUGCCAAUGCGUAUCCCAAAGAUGAUGAAUUCGAACAACUUUCCAACCUUUUGAGUCUCCCCACUCGUGUGAUUGUUGUGUGGUUCCAAAAUGCUCGCCAGAAGGCAAGGAAAAAUUAUGAAAACCAAGGUGAGGGGGCAAAAGAGGGAGAAAGAAGAGAAUUGUCAAAUGAUCGGUAUAUACGGACAUCAAAUCUGAACUACCAGUGCAAGAAAUGCAGUUUGGUUUUCCAGCGUAUAUUUGAUCUGAUAAAACACCAAAAGAAGCUGUGUUACAAAGAUGAAGAUGAUGAGGGUCAAUAUGACAGCCAAAAUGAAGAUUCACUGGAUUAUUCCAAUGACUGUUAUACUCCCUCUGGGUCUUCCUGUCACACCCCAAUGCCCUCCUCUUCAAGUCUCUGCCCACUUCCACCCUCCACUUCAGCAUUCUCACAGCUCCCAUCCACUGAGAAAGAGGAGGCAUUACCAGCAUCCACCUCUAGCCUCUUUGAUGAGAAGCCCAAGCAGUUACCAGACAUUUCUGCUGAUCCACGGGAAAACCAAACUUCUAUUAAGCAGGAGGUUGUGCAUCAACCUCAAUCAGAGGCACAACACCAUAGAUCUCAGAGAGAAGAGAAGAUUCAAACUAGUUCAAAGCCCACCAAGCAUUCAUCGUCCUCUUUCUCUCAACAACAGCAGCAGUGUGGUCCCUCUGCCUCGCAGACAAACCAGGCCUCAUUGCAAAGCCAGCAUAUGAGCCUCAAUGCACAUCUGACCUCUGCCACACAACAACUGGCACAACAGAUGAUCCCGUACCAGUGUGAUCAGUGCAAGAUUGGCUUCCCCUCCUUUGAGCACUGGCAAGAACACCAGCAAUUACACUUCCUUUCUGUGCAAAAUCAAUUCAUCCACCCUCAAUUCCUUGACCGUCCAAUAGAUAUGUCUUUCAUGCUAUUUGACCCCAGCAAUCCUCUCCUGGCAAGUCAGCUACUCUCUGGAGCAAUGCCACAGAUUCCCAGCAGCUCUGCCACCUCUCCGUCCACCCCCACCUCCACCAUGAAUUCUCUGAAGAGGAAGUUGGAGGAAAAAGCUGGCACUAGCCCAGGAGAGAACGACAGCACAAAUAGUGGAGAAGAACCACAGAGAGACAAGAGGCUCAGAACCACCAUCACACCUGAGCAGCUAGAGAUCCUUUAUCAGAAGUACUUAUUAGACUCAAAUCCUACGCGUAAAAUGCUUGACCACAUUGCACAUGAGGUGGGAUUGAAAAAGAGAGUAGUGCAAGUUUGGUUCCAAAAUACCAGGGCUAGAGAAAGAAAAGGGCAGUUUAGGGCAGUAGGGCCAGCUCAAGCUCAUCGUAGGUGCCCUUUUUGUCGAGCACUUUUUAAAGCAAAAACUGCCCUAGAGGCACACAUUCGCUCUCGUCACUGGCAUGAAGCCAAACGUGCUGGAUAUAAUUUAGCUUUAGCUGGUAUGUUUCCUGAUCAUGAUGGUGUGCAAAUAAAAAUAGAUGGUCUAGAGACAUCAAGCUACUCCCAACUGGCCCCAGCACACAGUGAUGGACAUAGCUCCUCUAUGUCACCAGUAAACAAAAUCAUGGAUUUGUCUCCAAGGGCUCUACUGAGCCCUUCAUCCAUUAAAGUUGAGGGAAUGGAAGAUUUUGAGACUGCAACCAUGUCUUCUGUGAACCUCAGCUAUGAUCCAAACAAACUGGAUAAUGAUGACUGCUCUUCUGUGAAUACAGCAAUCACUGACACAACCACAGGCGAUGAGGCCAAUGCUGAUAAUGACAGUGCUGAUGCAAAGCACAGCCAGCAUAGUGGUGAUUACCUGUCUAAGUCUGGUGGCACAGCAGCCAUCCUUGAAACUGAUGACCAGAUGUCUUCAGGGCUAGUAAGCCCUGCAACAAGCUAUUAUACUAAGGACUAUGAUGAACAUAUUAUUGAUCACAGUGAGACGUCCAGCCUGGCUGACCCCUGUUCACCAAGUCCUGGAGCCUCAGGGACCAGGAGCAUCGACAGUGGAGAUCGACCUGGCCAAAAGCGCUUCCGGACGCAGAUGACUAACCUUCAGCUAAAAUUGUUGAAAUCCUGUUUUAACGACUACAGGACUCCAACUAUGCUGGAGUGUGAGGUACUUGGCAAUGAUAUUGGACUUCCAAAGAGAGUCGUUCAGGUGUGGUUUCAAAAUGCUCGUGCCAAGGAGAAAAAAGCAAAACUCAACAUGGCCAAGCACUUUGGAAUUAAUCACACAUCCUAUGAGGGGCCGAGGACGGAGUGCACUUUGUGUGGUGUAAAGUACACUGCUCGCCUCUCUAUUCGUGAUCACAUUUUCUCCCAGCAACACAUCUCUAAGGUGAAGGAUACCAUUGGCAGUCAAAUCGAUAAGGAAAAAGAAUACUUUGACCCCGCCACCGUCCGCCAACUUAUGGCCCAGCAAGAAAUGGACCGCAUUAAGAAGGCCAAUGAAGUUUUAGGACUAGCGCAGCAGCAGGCCAUGCAGCAGCAGGGUUUGUUUGAUAACCCUGCAAUGCAGGCUCUGAAUCUUCAGUCAUCAUAUCCUAAUCUGCAAGGCAUACCACCAGUUCUUUUGCCAGGGGUUGGCAGCCCCUCUCUUUCCAGCUUUAACUCAUCUAAUUCAGCUUUAACUCCUCCAAAACCUUCAAACCUCCUGAACAUGCCUGGUGCCAGUGUUCCCUCGCCUAGCCUCCCCACGUCUGGAUUACCCAACAAGCCUCCCUCCUCAUCAUCUCUUGCCGCAUCGAGCUCAGCCCAGACCAGCACAUCUGCUUCCCACUCAAGCUCAACCGUCACAUCCAACUCCACUUCCUCAACCACCCCGUCUGGCUCCCGGCCUGAACCCUCUAAAGAACGUGAUGUUGAGGGGAUAAGGGAGAAGGAGAAGUCCAAGGAAAAGACAGAAAAGUCCUCAACCCCAUCGUCAACUGGAAGUACCCCUGCCCCUUCCACUUCUGCUGCCAGUGCCAAGAAGGAGAAACCAGACACAGCUGUACCUGCCACCUCUAUGCCCACACCUGGUAUGGAGUAUGUAGUAGAUCCUGCCCAGCUUCAGGCCCUGCAGGCUGCUUUGGCAUCUGACCCCACAGCUCUCCUCACAAACCAAUUCCUUCCCUACUUCAUGCCUGGCUUCUCCCCGUAUUACAGCCCACAGAUCCCUGGGGCUCUCCAAGGAGGUUACCUGCAACCGAUGUAUGGAAUGGAAAGUCUCUUCCCUUACAACCCAGCAUUGUCACAAGCACUGAUGGGCCUGUCUCCGGGGUCCCUGCUGCAGCAUUACCAGCAAUAUCAGCAGAGCUUGCAGGACGCACUACAGCAGCAGCAGAGGCAGCUUCAGCAGAUCCAGCAACCCAAGGCUAGCCAAACUCCGGUCCCCCCUCAACCCUUGGGGGAUCGCAAAGAAUCUGCCAAAGAUCAAGUGAAAACCGAGGAGCAAAAGGGCAAGCCCAAUAGUGAACCCCCCAAUUCCUCCUCCUCCUCUCAUAAAAAAGUACCCUCUCAGCAGAAAGAGAUGGAUGGCAAAGCUGUGGACAAGUUUAUCGUCCCGAAGGUGCAGUGUAAACUGGCAUGUCGCAAAUGUCAAGCAGUUUUCACAAAAGAAGAAGAGGCUAUUACCCAUGUUAAAUCUAACUGUUUUUUCGGUCAGUCUGUGGCAAACCUGCAAGAGAUGUUGCUGCGUGUCCCUGGUGGCGUAGGUGCAGGGGCUGGAAGUCUCUAUGACUGUCUGGCAUGUGACACUACGUUGGAUGGGGAGAAAGCACUCAGUCAACACCUGGAAUCGGCAUUGCACAAACACAGAACAAUCAAGCGAUCAGCCAGAAAUGCCAAAGAGCACGCUACUAGUUUAUUACCUCACUCUUCAGCCUGCUUCCCCAAUCCUAACACCGCAUCUACCUCGCAGUCUGCCACUCAUCCCAUCAGCAGCCCCCCUCCCCCGCCAACAACAUCAGCCACCAUGCCAUCCUCUGCUGUCUCCUCUUCCCUCUGCUCCUCCUCUACUACCCCUCUCAACACCACAGCUGCCGGCAAACCAUGGCCCCAGGCCCCUUUCUCCAGAGCUUUAGCUGGGAAGCCCAAUGCCAGUCCCUCCUCUUCUUCCUCCUCUUUUCCUCCAAUGUCCUCACCUUCAACGGUUACCUCAAGUUCAUUGAGCACCUCAGGAGUUCAGACCUCGAUACCAACAGACGUCUUUACCGACGAGUCUGACUCUGACAGUAGUCAGAAGUCAGUGGACAGGCUUGGCAGGACGGCGGAGGAGCCGCAGCAGCCUGGCUUUGUCAAAGACAGUAGUAGUUGUAGUAGUAAUCUUGCUAGUGUAGGAACAGACUCCAUCAGAUUGUAAAGAGCUUUCAAUGAUGGACAAUAUUUAAAAAACACUUAAAAAGAAAAAAAAAAUCACAAAUGGAAAAAACAUAAAAAGCAGCAAUGUUAAAAAUACAUUAAACGUAUACAAACCAAUUUCAGAAAAAGAUGUGUAAAGACUAACUGCAAUUCCAAAGCUUGUAACCAAAAAUUUUAAUGUUAGUGGAUUGUUUUCCCAUAUCAACAUGCUGGUUUUCCUUUUGUUUGUUUGUUUGUUUGUUUGUUUGUUUGUUUUUCUCAACUGAAAUACAUGCAUACUAAUAUAUGAGAAUAGAAAAGAUUGCUGCAGUUAUGUUUUGGGUAAUGAUAGAGGGAUGCUGUACUGUAUGGCAAUGGACUGCCUCAAAGUUGACAAAUGGCCCAAGAACCCAUUUGAAGAAAUACAAGUCAACAAGCUGUCCCUUUGUUUUUGUAAUAAUUUCUACUUAAUAGCACAGUCACAAAAAGCCAGUAUGUACUGUAUGGGAGAAUAGUCUAUCAGUUUUCUUGCUAUUUAAGCAUUCAGAUACCAAUGGCUUGCAAAAGUAAAAGAAUAAUGUAAUGUCUAUUUUAUUCUCAGGUCAACAGCUCACAGAGGUUUUUUCUGUUACAGAAAUUCACGUUACACCUUUUGUUUCCAACAGGAGAUAAGCAUUGUUUCUUUCAUAUGUUGAUUUAAUAACAUAAAAUGUUAAGUUGAGUGAAAUUGUUAACACGGCAUUGUAUCUGGGCAUUCAAAAAGGGUAAAUGAUUUGCUGGUUUUAACAUUGGAAAUCCUUUUAAAUCCAUUAUACCCAGACAAGGAGAGCAUUGCAGACAAUAACGGGCGUUAAAAAGAGUUUUGAUUAAAAAAAACAACCUUCUGUAUUUAUGAUAGAUAUGAACAUUUUUGGUGUUAAGUAGAUUGUUGCAUUGGAAAUGAAUUUAAACAGUAUGGUAGGUUGAAAAAACUUUGUGUACAUUUAGCUUUUGUAUUGUCCAACUUUAAGACGCUUCAUUUGAUGUUGUCUUGGUCAUUCCGAUAGACUAGAUUAUGGACAGGUAAUUUAUCGCAUUUUGUUUCUGUCUUAUUCUCAACUUCUUGAGAAACAUUCACCCAAAUGCCCCUCCUGACAAGGCAGGAUCCUCCUUAAGAAUUAUUUAAAUGUUAUGCUUUGGUUGGUAUUGCGCUAACCAAAACUAAAAAGAUCCUGGGGGAAAUAUUGAACGUUUUAUUUUAUUUAAUUUUUGUGUUACCUUUGUGCACUUAUCACUGUCUGACUCCUAUUUCUCACUCUACUUGUUCCUAUCUUCGCACUUAUUUUUCUCUGCUCUCCUGUGUUUGUAGAUAUGUACACUACAAAACAGGUCUUUUGUUCUUCAUGUAGUGUGGCUACAGUCUUUAUUUUCAUUUUGACAUGUUUGUUGUCAUAAAUGAAAAUGAAAAAGAAUACUAAUAAUAAUUCUCACGCUUUAAGACAAAAAGAAAAUCCAAAGACUAAACACUUUUCACCAUUGGUGCAUACAUAUGAGAAAAGAGGCUUCUUUAUACUUGAGAAUUUGUUGCUGUUUUUAGAGGAAAGAAAACAAAGUUUUAAAAGACAAAGGAGUACGUAUCAGAGUUGCCGUUUCUGCUUCUUUGCAAGCAAACAGGUGGCUUUUUUACGUAAAUACCAAAAACCAAAAAGGGCCCUUGUCCUUGCAUUGUGGAGUAGCACCGUUACAGAGCCAUUGCAGUUUGUAAGAUAGAGGUUAUUAAUCUUUGUUUUACUUUUUUGUCACAUUCAAGUGUCCAUUUUUUAAAGAAAACAUUUAUAAGGUCUGGUCUUCAAGGACAUACGUUUUGCUGCUAAUGUAGAAUUUUGAAAGGAAAAAAAAUACCUAGAUGCAUGCUCAUUUUGCUUUUGGCUAAGCUUUAACUAAAACCAACAAUAAACCAAUUUCUUGCCUCUGCAACACCUUUUUUUUCUUGUUGCAAAAACGGAACUUUGAAGACUGUGAAUAUAUGUUCCAAAGGACAUUUUGCCGAUUUUUUUUUUUUUGAACAGACCAAUGUUUAAAGCCAAUGAUCUAUAAUGUUUGUAAAGACAGUGCAUUCCAAAUAUCACAGUGGAUUUUUGUUAAGCAAGGACUGAUCCUAUUUCAUUUAAUUGCUUUUAAUUGUCACAAUCGAUUUUUUUCUCUUUUUUUUUUUAAGUGACUGUAAACUGUUGUGUACAUUUUUGCUUCAUUGGUUGCUGAAUAACGUGACCUCCAUAUGUCAUUUUGUGCUGGCAUGGAACAUUGCUGAAAAUCCCUCCAUCCAGUCAAGGUUGUUGCUCAUUUGUUAAGCAAGUAAUAGUGGUUACCAAAAAAUGUAUAUAAUACAUCUGGUACUGAUGCGUCUCAUAGGUUUAGUAACAUUUAUGCCAGUCAACAUACAACUAGUCUCAGAGGGAAAUGAUGGCUUUUUUGAUGAGUUGACCCCUUCCUGGGAAAUCCACCAGUGACUUGUCCCACGUGUCUGCAGGGUGCCACUUCCAUGCACAGAUUACAGGUCUUUAAGGGACAUCUUCAUUCCAAAGCAUUAUUUCUGGAAAAAGGAGGAGGUUUUUUGAAGAUGUCCCUUGAUUUCAAAUAGCAAGGAUGCUUUCAUGUCCAAAGAAGUCAACCACUUCAUUUUAUUACAAAGAACAUAGAAGUGCAUAGUUACCCCCACCCUCUCACUGAUGAUUCAAUGAACUAAUAGUUUUAUUUUUAAAACCAAAACCAAAACCUAUUUAAAUUUGUGAAACUACUUUUUGGCCACUAUUGUUUGAAGUGCUUCGUGUUGCAGAACAAUGUGAUUCGGUGUUAAUACCACAGCAUGCUGUUGGAAGUCAUGAGAUUUGGUCUGCAAGCUUGUUACCUUUUUAGAAGUCCAAUUCCCUUGAAUUACUCUUCACAUGUUGUUUCUGAAAUCUUAAGUUGUACAGUUUUCUUAAAUGUUCUCUUCUUUUCAUUUUCAGACAAUGUCAGACGUGUUGUUAUUUUCUUAUAAUUAUUUGUAUUUUAUUUAGUUAAUGUAUAUUACUUUUUAUCAUAAAUUAACACUAGCUUUAAUUUGAAUUGCUGAAAUUACGAAACAAAAAAUAUGACCUGGCCACUUUAUGGUGUGAAAUGUUCUUUAUAUUCAUUGUCUACCUGAUACUGUUUGCUCUCUUAUUUCCAAAGUGUAAUUUUUUGGGCUCUUUUGUGGAAGACAAAGUUGAGGUCUCUACAUAAGAUUCAGCCAGCAUGGACUGUGUGUGUGUGUGUGUGUGUGUGUGUGUGUGUGUGUGUGUGUGUGUGUGUGUGUGUGUGUGUGUGUGUGUGUGUGUGUGUGUGUGUGUGUGUGUGUGUGUGUGUGUGUGUGUGUGUGUGUGUGUGUGUGUGUGUGUGUGUGUGUGUGUGUGUGUGUGUGUGUGUGUGUUUCAUAAGAGCCAGCAUCAAUUCAAUUUUUUUCUUGUUUGCCUUUUAUUGUUUUUAUAUGUUACACACCAAAACAAACUGAACCACAAAAGCUGGAUUAUGAAUAACACAAAUUUAGAAAAUCCAAUUUUAAAGAAAAUGAUCAGAAACAAUACCGAAGCACUGAGCAGUUUUUACUUUGAUUGAUUUUAUGAAUGUGGCCAAAGCUUUAUGCAGUUGAAAUGAAAAGAAAACAAGUUACAUGUUGUGCCCCAGACAAGUGUAUAUUUUAUUGUGGCACAAAUCAUAUUGUGGAUAAUUGGAUCCACUGACUUAACAUUGGGAUACUUGAUUUUAAUGGACAUUUACAAAGAGAGAGAUAAAGACAAGGUUUUGCUGUAGAGGUCAUCUUUUGCCCACUGUGAAAACGAACGUGUACCUGUAUACAGAUAUAGAUAUAUUUAAAACAAGACAUCAACUUUUUUUGUUUUUGAGAAGAAGGACUGAAAAGAGAGAGAAAAAGGACUUUGGGAAGCUUUGGAGAUCUUCUUAGGAGGACAUGAGAGGCUGCGGGCACACCAAAACUGGGCAUGGGAGCCAAAGGCCGGCUCAAAACAGCUUUAAAACCACCUCCUUAUUUGAUAACUGACAAUUCUGUAAUGGAAAUGGACUCUGGAACCAAUGGACAUGUGUGACACAGAGAGGAAAGUCCUUAGAUGAAACUGAACUUUAGUGGCUCCAGCUGCCUCUUUUCCUUUCUGUCUGUCUCUUUCUUUCUCCAGCUCUGCCUCUGCUUCUGCUCUUUGAUGGACAUUUUCCAAAUUUCAGGACAGGAUGGACAGACACGCUUGCUUCAUUUCUCCCAGUUCAUGUUGCUACCCGUUUCAUUUCCUUGUGCUUGUCUCUGGUUGACAAGUUAAGCUCUCCAGUCAAAUGGCGGCUCACCCCUCUCUCUGUUGAUUACAUCAUCUAAAAAGAGAAAAUAAUAACAGAGAGAGGGGACGGGCUCUCAAAGCUGUCAUUCUUAACGAGGCAGUUACACUAAAAAAGCGUAUUAACCAAAAUUAACAACCAAACUAACAACCAAACAACCAUUUGCUCCAACUUCAAAGAUGAACUGUUACUUGGAGCUCUUUGUUCCUUUUGUGACUUCUGGUGCCACAAUGUUUUUUUAUGCUUUUAGUUUUUCUUUUUGUUUCCUUAAAUUACUCCUCCUUUGAGCCUCAUAAGCAUGGCUCUGUGGCUCCAGGCAGCCCAUCCGAGGGUAGAAAAAAACAGCCUUGCAAUGUACAAAAAAGAGCAAGUUAAACCAAAAAUGUUGUUCUUGAUGUCUUUUCUAUACUGUAGUCUUGUUAGCUUUUUUGUUACUGUAAUUAUAUGAUGAAGAUUUCCAAACUGUACCAAAUUACAUGGAAACUAACAUACAUACAACCACAUGGAACUUCAGACUUUUAAAGAAACUUUUGUCACAAAACCUUGUUGUCCUAGUUAAGUUGAUUGUAGAUGGUAAUUGAAUAUACUCCUUUGAAAAUAUUUCAUCAAGUAUGUUUCUUGCUCAUUGUGAUACAUUAAAAAAGUAUGAGCAUAAA
This is a messenger RNA of Eleginops maclovinus (Patagonian blennie), 17056 nucleotides long. It is a transcript of the gene zfhx3b, whose product is annotated as zinc finger homeobox 3b. The record is from RefSeq and is a predicted model, not a curated record. Gene Ontology annotation, biological process: regulation of transcription by RNA polymerase II; regulation of neuron differentiation. Lineage: Eukaryota; Metazoa; Chordata; Actinopteri; Perciformes; Eleginopidae. The coding region runs from base 382 to 12081 and encodes 3899 amino acids. Gene Ontology annotation, molecular function: RNA polymerase II cis-regulatory region sequence-specific DNA binding; zinc ion binding; DNA-binding transcription factor activity, RNA polymerase II-specific. The transcript has 11 exons. Gene Ontology annotation, cellular component: nucleus.